Bactrocera dorsalis (oriental fruit fly) is the source of this 16734-nucleotide messenger RNA. RefSeq names its product ice-structuring glycoprotein (gene mbl). The coding region runs from base 3305 to 7084 and encodes 1259 amino acids. NCBI's taxonomy places the organism in Eukaryota, Metazoa, Arthropoda, Insecta, Diptera, Tephritidae. Gene Ontology annotation, molecular function: metal ion binding. The transcript is spliced from 13 exons. The record is from RefSeq and is a predicted model, not a curated record.
AUCGUUGCGUUCUUGCCAUUCUGGCCAUGUUUUUUAGCCAACAGCCGCUACCAAACGCUUCAGUCUAUAAGCGACAACGUGUACGAGCGGUCGCGUUCUUAUUCUUUUGCCCGCUAAUAACUAACCAAUACUCAGAAAGUAACCAAGCAUAGCGCCACUGAUAAUCUAGUAGCCUAGCAUAAACGCAGCUUUUUGAAUAAACGCAUGCAGUAAAAAAUUAUUUCCGUGAGAUUUCCGCGCGCUUAGUUUAAACCGUAUACUGGCAUAUAUUUGCGCUUAGAUUAAACGUAUUUCAAGCGACGCGACAGAAUUUUCAUGCAAGGUGACUCAACGCGUUUUAAGCGAUAGUUUAGGCAGUUGCAUAUUUUGAUUCUUGACAAGUGGUGUUAAUAAUAUUGAGCUGCUUGAUCGUACGCGUGCUGUAUUCAUUAACCGCGUUGCUUAGUAUCUAAAUGCGAAAGUGUUACGCUUAGCUAACCGCUUCCAUCGUGAGCGUAUAAAAGCGCUUUGCAUAAACAGCAAACCCCUGCGUUGACACAUAAGCACGCGUAUUUGAAAACAAUUUUGAUAAGCAAAAAUAAUAAAAACCACAACAAACAAACAAAUUUACGCAAAACGCUAGCCAUACACCGCCUGGCAGCCGCUUCCCUACUUCCGCCGCUUAGCAACUAUAUUCAAACCAUAUUGAAAGUGUCGGAAAAGCGCUCAGCCAGCUAUUUCCUCACGCUGCUUGCGAGCGGAAGCUGUAAAUUCUAUUACGAUUUUGCCAUUAUUGUUUUUUGACUUUUGACUUGAAAAUCGCGUAGCCUACAGCGCGUUCCACUUCUGCCUAGUUCUGUGCGCGCUUGUCGUUUUGUAAACCGUGGCUCAUUGCUGGCCGCUUCAGGUUUUUUGAACGCGUACAACCCGACAAAUAUUUAUUAAAUAUUAAAAAGUGCACGCAAUAACUAAAAAGUAAAAUUUAAAUAAAAAAUAAAAUAACAGCAAAAGCAAUUUUGUGUUCAAGUGCUUGAGUGAUAUCAACUAUUCAACUUUUGGCUGAUUUAGGCAGCUGUUACAAACUGUUGUUGCAUAUUGACGCUUGAGUGCUCGACAGCGCGUCAAAGUGUUGUUGAAAGUGAAGAUUUAUCGCGCUUACUUAAAUCGUUUGGAAAAUAAACAGUUAUAAUAGGAAUACCAACAAAAGCAGUUCUUUGAAAACACAUUGUUCUUGGCGCUGGUUCAGAGCGCAAGUAAAAUAGUGCAUAAAAUUUAAAUAAAUUAAAUAGUUGUUUAAAAUUAAUAAUACUAACGUGAGCUAAGCGAUUCUACUAACCAAAAGUACUAACUGAUAUAUUCUUAAUAAAUGUAAAAUGGUUUACUGAGCACAAAUACAAAAUCCAAGUGAGUUUCAACCAAUACGCACAUAUACCAUACGCUGAGAAAAAUUUAAUAAAAAUAAUUUCGAAGUCAAGUUUGUGAGUAGUAGCGAAUUGUUAAGAGAAAUUUUAGAAGAUAUAGCUUUCAACGGUUUUGAGCUUCCUCAAUAGAUUUAUAGGUAUGUUUCAUUGAUUUUCGGGGCUUACUAUGAUUAGGUCUUAUCUUAUGGCAGUUGUGUGGUAACAGAACUGCGACAACUCUAACUUCGAAUAAGCACUGAGCUCAUCUCACAUCUCAAAGGCAUCGAGUUUAAUCCUGGAACUCUGCUGCUAAUCAUUCUAAUAAUUUCAUGCAUAUGCGUGUAUGUGUGAGCGUGUGUGAAAAUGUUUCCGAUUUUUCGCACUGACCUCAGCAACUCGUCAGCAAAUGCCAAGCAAACUUCUGUGAUAUUGUAAAAACAGCGUGUGUAUGCUCAAACUUGCUUUAUAUCACUCACAAACAUUUGCAUAUUAAAUAUUAGCAAAAAAAAAACUUAACUCGAAAGCUAAACAAAUAAACACAAAGUCCACUCAUAAAAACCAAUACCAAUCUUAAAAGUGCUAACUGCUGCUCUAUAAGUAUACCCACAAAAAAGACUCCCUCUCCAAGCUACCCGCAAAAUUAUCUAAAAUAUCUACAUAUUUUCACUAAGUUAGUGCCCGCAAAAAUAUUUUGAAACUUGUGAAAGCUUGUAAAUUUGGCGUGAAAGCUCUCCGAACAAAAACUUUAAGCGAAAAAAGUGAAAAGGUAAUAAACGGAGCAAUAGUGUGCAGCUGAAACGGAGCUUAAAAACAAAGCUUGAAAUAAAGCCCGUAAUUUUGAGCUUUAAAACCAAUUUGUCAACCGCUUCCCCUCUUACCCAGGCUUUUACCCACACAUUUAUAUACAAAACGCUAAAUCUAUAUAUUUGUAUAGCAAGAAAGCAAAUUAAAGUGAAAAAGUGAAUUUAUUUUUAAUACGACAGCUUCUGCUAUCACCAAACGUGUGCAAAUUUUUAAAUUGGUUUCGAUAAUUUAUUGUUGUGCGCCCUAAAAAAGCUGCUGCAGUAAAUAGAUACAAAUAAAAUAGUUGCAAAACUUAAACGAGUAGCACUCUUGCGAAAUUGUUUUGCGUAGCUUACGCUUUUGGCAGCGAGUUUUCAGGAAAGCUCUAAAAAUAGCGCGGAAAGCAACGAAAGGAGCUUGCUGGAAUAAACUAUCCGAAAACACUGAAACCAACAAAAAAUUUUGAACUUCUAGUCAACGAUUAAACCGCGUUGCCAUAACAACGAACCGCGAUUCGGACAAACGUGCGCUGAUAAGUUCCAACAUUCAGUUAACCACGCCGUAAACGUCAAACAUACAUAUUUCGCAUAAUUCGUAAACUCAAAUUUACAUUUUUUAAAACCGGAAUUUUUCAAAAAAAUAAAUCAUAUAACUGACAAGAGACCGCAAAAAGUAUUUUCUUGUCAAAUAACACAAACAAAAAAAUUAAGAAAGAAAUCAACAACGAAGUCAGCAAGAGAACAACAAAAUCGGUUGCAGAUUAGUGAAAGCUCUCGUGUAAAAGCGGCAAAAGCACAACAGUGCCCCUAGGGAAGCUACAAAGUAUUAGCAUUGAUAAAAGCUCAUAGAGAGGAGAAUUUGUGUUAAAAUCUUAACAAAAAAAGUCUCGAAGACUACUACGCGUAAAUCUCAAAAGCUCCUUGUACAACUACCAAGUGCAGGCACAUGUGAAGUAGUGCAAGCAGCAAUAAAACAAAAAAUUAAGAAAAAAUCACAAACGCCCCUGCCCGUGUUUGAACCCGUAAGCAAACAACUGUGAAAAUUGAUAAAAAUCAAUUAAUUUUACCAAUAAAUCCCCAAUUCAAGUAACCCUUUGUGAACACUCUCAUAACAACAAGAACUAUAACAACUAUAAUAACAAAAUGGCAGCUGUCGUCCAUGUGAAUAGUCUGUUGAAUGGCAAAGAUUCACGCUGGCUCCAAUUGGAGGUGUGCCGUGAAUUUCAGAGGAAUAAAUGCUCCCGCCAAGAUACCGAAUGCAAAUUCGCUCAUCCGCCCGCCAAUGUCGAGGUACAGAAUGGAAAGGUGACCGCUUGCUAUGACAGCAUUAAGGGUCGCUGUAAUCGUGAUAAACCGCCGUGCAAAUAUUUUCAUCCACCACAGCAUUUGAAGGAUCAAUUAUUGAUAAAUGGACGAAACCAUCUUGCCUUGAAGAAUGCACUGAUGCAACAGAUGGGUAUGGCAACUGGACAGCAAGUCAUACCGGGACAAGUGCCAGCCGUGCCUCUUGUUUAUUCACAGGCCACAAAUCCCUACUUAACCGGCAUACCGGCUAAUCCGUACCCUAGUCCAUACUAUGCGCCUGGAACUUUAGUGCCUGCAUUACUCGGACCAGAUCACACACAGUUGGGUCAAGUGGUGCCACAAACGGUACAAGUGGCACAGCAGAAAAUCCCACGUUCCGAUCGAUUAGAGGUUUGCCGUGAAUACUUGCGCGGCGCCUGCAAGCGCGCCGAGUCGGAGUGUCGCUUUGCGCAUCCGCAGGAUAGCGUCGCCAGGCACGAUGACGGUUCGAUAACGGUGUGCAUGGAUGCCGUGAAGGGCCGUUGCACGCGCGAUCCAUGCCGCUACUUUCAUCCCCCCUUGCACCUGCAGGCACAAUUAAAAGCGGCGCAAACGCGCGCCACUGCUGUCGCUACUGCGCACCAUCAUUCGACCACCAACAUGCCGUCGUCAGCUGCCGUCGUCGCUGCCGCAGCCGCUGCUGCCCAACAGCAGGCCGCCCAAGCUCAGGUCCAGGCUCAGGGCACAACGCAGACGAACGCCGCCAAUGCUGCUGCCGUCGCCGCUGCCGCUGCACUCGCUAUGGGUGCCGCAAGCGGUGGUGUGGGAGCGAGCGCUGGCGCUCAUCAUGCACAGCAUCAUCAUCAUCAUCAACUGGAAGUGGGCAAGAAACGUGCCGCCGCGGACAAUGACAUGUUACAACUGAUGGAUGUUAAAACGGUUGGUUCAUUUUACUAUGAAAAUUUCGCUUUCUCCGGAAUGGUACCGUUCAAGCGUCCCGCUGCCGAGAAAUCCGGUAUUCCAGUGUAUCAACCCGGCGCGACCACCUACCAGCAACUCAUGCAACUGCAACAGCCGUUCGUACCAGUGUCAUGUGAGUACCAAUCUCAAAAUGGUGGGACGCCAUUGAGCGCCACUACCACUACCUCUACUUUGAGUACUUCUACUACUACUACUACUACCAAUAUGAAUCCAUAUAAUGCUACUACUGCAACAGCAGCAGCACAAGCAGCCGCCGCCACAGCAGCCGCAACAACAACAACAGCGGCGGCUACAAUUGGUGCCGCCACAUUUUUAGGUGCUAGUAUCACAACACAACAACAACAACAGAUUGAACAGUAUCACCACCAACAACAACAGCUACACAAUCAGCAAAUGCAACAACAGUUGCAUCUGUUACCGCCACCACCACCAACCACAACCACACCACCAACAACAACAACUGUCACUUCCAAUUAUCAUUUACACCAACAUUAUAGUAACAAUAGCACCCUGUAUAAUAUUAAUAAUAACAACAACAACAAUAUCAAUAAAAACAAAGACAAUAGCAACAACAAUAUUAGCGCUCUAACAACCCCACCCAAAUCCAAUUCCCCCUCCGCUAGCAUACAUUCGACCCCAAACACAGAUUCAUUGCAAAUAACAACACCAACAUCAUCACCAUCAGAAACAACAACAACAACGGCAGAUGUUAGUAGUUUGUAUGAGUCAAGUAGUAGUAGCACACACACGCAGGCUAGUAACGGUAAUCACAACGGCGAUCAAGACGACAAUGAGACGUCGUCAAUGCUUCCGCCAACAUCAACGUCGUCGCCAGGCGGCGCAACAACCAUUUCGUCAGCGUAUGUGCCAUACAACAAUGGCGAUAGUAAUUUGACUAGUAGCAACAACAACAAUAAUAAUAAUAAUGUAUUAUAUGUGAAUAAUAAUAUUUUGAGUAACGGUAGUAAUAAGUUAGCUCCCACAACAACACCAACAACAAGAACUAGUGCGGCAGCAGCAGGUGAAGAUGAUGAUGACGUUGCUGAUGGCAACGAUGCUGUCGCGCCAACAGCCGUUACAUCCGCAACGACUUCCGCGAGUAGCAAUUCGCUCUUCGCUGCCUCUGCUGGCGCACAUACUUACGACACCACAACAACAACAGCAAAAUCAUCGGCACUAACAGCACACACAGCCAAUGCUAGCGCUAGUAGAAACGAUAAAGACGCUAGUGAAGAUAGCAAUAACAACAACAGCAACAAACCCUACUUUAGCAACAGCAAAUACAGCUACAACGCUUCGGCUAACCCUUACAGCGUCGCCAAUUCACCUGUCAAAUAUGCCACACAUAAGACAUCAAGCGUCGCCGCCAAUGAGGCAGCUCACUCCGCGUAUGCCGCCUACGCCUACCAAGCACAGGCAGCCCAAGCCGCACACUCUCAUGCGUCCGCGGUCGCCUCCUCCACUUAUCCGUCCACCAGUUUGUCCAACGGCGCACACAGUGACACACAGUCAUACAGCGUCUACAACGGCCUGAAUGGACAUGCCACCUCAGUCGCCGGCAUAUUGCCGACUCCCCCUUCAGCUGCCUCAACCGCGGUUUCCGCUGCCUCUGCCGUUGCCUACCAGCAGGCACAUCAGCAACAACAGCAACAACAUCAGCAAAUGUUGCGUCUCUAUAAUCAAUACGCUGGCGUACCCACCAGCGCUACCAUUUCUUACGCCAACUUGCUUGCUGCUUCGCAUGCCGGUUAUGCCACACCUACAACCACUAUGGCUCACAUGUCGGCGGCAGCAGGCAUGACUGUACCUUCGUAUGCCGCUGCCUACGGUAUUCCCGCUUCGUCGGCAGCUGGCGCAGCCACAUUGACACCCACAUACGCCUACAGCGCUUAUGGCAGUGCCACACCCACCGGCUAUUAUGCCGAUGCCAGUGCUCUAGCCAAAGAUGCCGCCCAAAAGUACCAUGCCAACGCUAUGAAAAUGGCUGCCGCGGUCAAUGCUAAUCAACUGAGCGGCAAACCGCUUACUGCAGUUGCCGCUGGUGGUAUGGCCGGCUUACAGUUGGGUAAGGCUUACAUGACCGCCAUGCCUGGCAGCGCUAAUGCUAUAGUUGCCCAGCAGCAGCAGCAACUCUCGCUCUUACAGGCACACCAUAUCGCACAAGCGCAGCAUGCCGCCGCUGCAGCAGCCGCUACUCGUUCAGCGCUAGCGGCGAGCUCACUGUCCAGCUCGGGCAUGUCAACGCCCGUCGGCACGCCGGUGCAUACGCCCACACCAGGCGCUGCUGGCGUGGCAGCGAUCGGUCUGCUAACGCGGCCCUCUUCUGCUGCUGGCAGUUAUAUCAGCGCAGCUGCAGCUCAUAGCGCGCUGCGUCCGCAAGCAGUGCAACUGGCUGCCACACCUUCCGCCAACAAUUCGCCAUACGCGGCCGCUGCCGCAGCGGCUGCCAUGCAACAACAGGGCUUCUUCUACCCAGCUGGCAUGAUGGCAGCACCGGCGACGGCCGCGUAUCCGUAUGCAGCGAUCGGUGGCAUACCGACUGCUAUGCCAACGGCAGCUGGCAUGCCAACCGCGCUCUCUGGCAUUACUGCUGCGCCGGCCAGUGCGGCGGGCAGUGCCAUGGUGCUUAAUCCAUACAAGAAAAUGAAGACCUCGUAAGCAGUUGGCUUUUUGGAGGCGUUUAACCAUACGCGCGCACAAAAUCCAAAGACUUACAAUACCAAACGGAUAUGACAAACUAAUUUGUUAGCUAAGUCUAGCAUGCAAGGGCAAAGCGCUGCAUUUCAUCCUUUUUACUUAAACAUGAGAGUUUAUUCAAAGCUUUUAUGGCGGCGCUUUACCAAUGCACUUGUACUUAAAAAACUACUUAAGCAUACUUUGCAAAUACGAAACAAAAGUAUCACAAGUAUGUACAUUCUAAUUUGGACUUACGAACAGACAAUUUUAAUAUUAUCGUGCCUACUUUUUGGGUAUAACCUAAAGUGAAAGCUCUCAUAAGCAUAAAAAAGCUUAGAUACAUGUUAGAAAUAGAGUUCUAAGGACAAAUGCAAUGCAUCACAACGAAGUAAACGAAUAUCUUAACAGCGCCCAUAUAUCCUUCACAUCAAUAUUAAGCUCCACAUUGAGCUUUCACGCAUACAUUAUAGUUUGCAUAUAAGCUUAAAUUAAACUACUAAAAACAGUAGCAUUUUAAUUUAGUGACUUACAUAUUAGGCGGCUCUCAAAUUUCACAUAUUUUGUUGUAUACAGCAGCUCGCUGUGGAAUUGUUUAACAAAAAGCUUAAGGUUGCCAUACAACAUAAGAUUUAUCAUGUUUAUGAAUUAAACAUUAAUCCUGCUUUAAGCAGCAAGGUUAAUACAAGUAGCUGUUAGCAGUUGAGCAGAACUUAAAGCGCAAUUUAUCAAAGCUCACGAGUUUUUAAUCCAGCAAGUUAUGCUUAACUGUAAAAUCUCAGCCUAAUUCAUGCCAUUUUAACUAAUUAUAUUCUUGUAGACAUUAAUUUUCGAUUUUCCAUUAAAUAUUUUAAGAAUAUUUUAUUAAGGCGGAGUGUGAGCUUUUAAAAAAAAUCAUUUUUUUCCAAUAUUUUCCUUAAAAAAUUAAGAACAACGAAACAAAAACUAUUUAGAUAAAAUUAAUGCUCUGUUGGUAUUUGUCAUAUUUUCGCACAAUUGCAUAAAAGCUAAAAAAUCUUUGCUAAUGUGUAUGUUUUCACAAUAAUUCGUACAACUUACGAACUACUGUGAAAUUUAAAAAGCUUGUUUAGAGAAAAUAAGUGGCAACACUUAAGUAAAUUGUAGAAGUUACAAGAAAGCUUUUUCAAUAGCUAAAUCAAUUAACGUAUUUCAGCAACAAGCUAAAAAAAUAACAUGACAAAAUUUUAGGCCAAAAGAAAAAACUAUUGACUACGUAAACUACGUUUUAAUCUUACCGACGUUCCUAUGUAGCCAUAAAAUGCUUCAAAUUAUGUUCACCAUGCUCCUGCAAUGAUGAAUCGAAGCAAAAAUUAAUUAUAUCCCAGUGGUUUUAAAAUGAAAGCUCUUUACAAGAGAGUUUACUAUAGAAUGAAGGCAUAAUUUUUUAACAGUAGGUGGCGCUGUAGUAGUUAGCAAAAAAAGCAACGCAGCAAAACAAUACGCACUAGAAGUUGUCAGAGCUGCACAAACUUAGUGAAAGCUCUGCGUAAGUAGUGAUAGCUGCACAAACUUAAUGAAAGCUCUGAGCAAGUAGUGAAAGCUUUUUUACUACCUAUACAGUACUGUAUACUUUUAACAACCUAGCAUUAGUUUCGAAACAUUGCUGUGAAAUAAAUCUGAGAAAGCGUUUUUAAAGCUUACGCUCUCUCUCGCAUCUUGUUGUGCCCACCAAACUUCAUUUACGCAGUUGACGCGUCGCUUUGAAAGACGCUAGAUUUUUAUUUUUUGCAGUGACACUGUUAAUAAUUUUUUAGUUUAUAAUAUGUAUAUUAGCUGUAAGUAGUUUACGUCCCAGUUUUUGAUGUGUAUUAUCUCAUAUAUACACUCACGCACACACAUAACUAUUACUCUUUCACUGUCUAUCUAGUUGCCAUGCUCAUUCGAUAUAUAACUCUCGAUUGUUAUUGAAAGUAUUUGUACACAUAUACACGUUUCAGUUCGAACACUGCCGCGCCUAGCAGCGCUAGGAGUAUUUGCACAAAUAUCGUAAACAUUUGAGCAUAUUUCUCUACUCACUUUUAGUUUUCGAAGUCACACUUUCCCAUAAAUGAUUUAUUUAUUUUUCAACCUUCAAUUGUUCCUUCAAUUAACUUAAGCAUAUGUUCUAUGCAACACAUGUACAACAACAAAUUCAACGAACGUGCGUUGUGUGAGGGCAGCGCUCUCAAUACGCCAUGCGCUCUGCGCUCAUUUGCGAUACACUGCAAAAAAUUUAUACGUAUGACUUACUAACAAUUUUUACUAGCGUAGUUUCUUGUUUUUUGUGUUAUUUUUAAGGCAUUCAAUAUAGAUUUGUGUAGUUGUUUUAGCGUUUAGUUAUAGUCUAGGUGUUUCAAAUCUACAAAUAAUUGUUUUUCAAUUAGUAUUAGUCGUUUGGCAAUCAAUUAUUAAAGAGUAUUUAAGCAUUUACAUUUGUUCUCUUAGUUUACGCGCUCAAAAGAACUCUAUGUGCUAGUUGUUAGUAUUUUUUUGUUUUUGUGCAUAUUUAUUACAGUUAUUUGUUUAGGUCUUUGCUGAAAACGCGUUUUUGUAUUAAAAAUAUAUUUUUAUUGUAAUUUUUUUGUUAAUUUGCUAAUUUUAAAUAAGUUUUAAAUACUUAGAUCUCUUGUGAUUAUUAUGCUUAAUUUUUUUAUUAAUUUAUUAUUUUUUUUUAUUUAAAUAUAUGUUUAUGUAUUCUGUAACCGUUACUACCUUAAUAAUUUUUGUGAGCAUAAUUUUUGCAUUAUUGAAAACGUGAAGUCCAGUGAACUUGUGUUAUAUUCUUACGUCGUCUAUUUAAUUUAAUGGAAACCUAAUUUUCUUUGCAAUAAAAUUUACUUUUUUUAUUGUAAUAAAAAGCAGCAAGCCAUAGCUGCAUAUAUUGCCAAUAUUAUAUAAUUAUUUUUCCUACUGCGCACUUUUAAUAUAAUUUUAAAAUUUUUUUAAAUUAUUGUUAAUGUAUUCAUAUACAAUUUUACUCUACCCAGCUUCAAUUUCAGUACUUUAGAAUCUAUAGAAUUGUAUUCAUAAAUGUAUUUAUAGUCUAGCUUAGCGUGCUUACUUAACUACUCACUCUAAGCAGCCAACUAGCCAAUAUCUACACUGCGCCUGGUUGCUAUGACACCGACUCUCUCACACUCAAAACGCGGCACUAUGCUCAAAAGCUCUCUAACACGGAAACACACUCACUCAUAUGCUCCCACUCACCACAGCGUUACGCUAACAUUAGCUUAAUACACUGACUCUCUCACACUAAAACAAGCGCUCUCAUAAACACCAUAGUGUAUGCAUACAUAAUGCUAACGCUCUUGUGCUCAAACGCUUACUACACUCAACGAAAUAUCAAAAACUACUGACUAUAGUGCGCUUUCUCUACCACUCAAUCAUACUACGUUGCUAUGUUUUGACUGUACACUGGAAAAAAAUUGCAGAUAUUACAAAUUUUAUUUUCACAAAUGUAUGACCACCAUCAAUGUAUGUAUGUGCGUUGAUACGAAAACAUAGCACACAAAACAUAAUGCUUGAAAUUUCAAAAUAAAUAUAUACCGCUACAUAAUUUUAAAAACAAAAACAAAAAACUGUUAUGCAAAUUUGUAAAAUAACCAAAAACAAAUUUUAUAUAUAAAGCUGGGCCGCGAUGUAUUAUCGUAAAAGCUCGUGUGCUUUACUAUCUGGCUGGCGUACUAGUAUCUAAUUGUUACAAAAACAAUAUAAUAAAAAAUAUAUAUUGCUAUCUACCUAUAAAUCUAAAUCUAUGCUCUAGAAAUUUGUUGUAUUUAUUAGCACACGCUAAAGAGAAACCUUCAUUAUUUUUUAACUGUUUUCCUGUAUGUCAUAUUAUUUGGUUAUAAAUAUUAUAUUUAUGUAUAUGCAUAUGUAUGUAUAUGUAUGCUAUUUUUUUUUUAAUCUAAUAACUAAAAACUUUGUAUCACUGUUAGUUUGCCUUUUUCUCGUCUAUUUGGGAAUAAAAAUAUAAAUUUUGUCAUUUGUUAGUAUAUGUAAAAAGAAAAAAACAAAAAAAAUAAGAAAAUUAUACACUUAAAAUAUUUUAACUACCACUGACUACUGUUAUUAUUAAUAAGUACAUAUAUUCAUUGCUAUUGUAAUUUUAUGUUUUUAAUUAAUUGUUUGUUUAAUUUGUGAAAAUUAUUUGGAAAAUCAAUUUAUGUAUAUUAAAAAAAAUAUAUAUAUAUUUAGCUUAAAAAAACAAUUGGUAUUUUUUGUUUGGUUGCUUAAUAUUGUAAUAGCUUGAUGAAGCUCUCCAUUUAAUUGGUUGAAUAUUUUAUUCUAAAAUUCUACUUUUAAUUUGCUGUGGUUUUGGGUGAAAACUCGCAAGAAAAUCUAUCGUUUGCUUGUCCUAUUUACGGCGCUCUCUUUACUCUAAGACACUUUCUCUCUUUUACGUUAUAUUGUCUGUUCUGUUAAAUUGCACACUUUUCUACAAGCUUUUGUGUCCUCAUUUGCUUCUUUAGUUAUGAUUCUCUUUAUAUGCAUUCAUUUCUCCAUUAGCAUCUCAUUGGCACGCUCACUUGCGUGCUCGCUUCUAUUUAAUUAUGUGUAAGUAACAUAUGCUCUCAUUUUAGUGCCAUUUUUCAUACUCAUUUUUUAUGCAUUGAAAAUAUAUGAAUAUUUAGAUCUCUUAUUUGAUAUUCUCUCUUGUCAUUUAAACUUGCCAGCAGCGAUCUAAUUAUUAUAUUUAAGGUAAACAAAAAUUUUACCUUUAAUAUCUCAGUUUUAUUUAGUUGAUUUUUAUAGCUAUUUGGAAGAUCUAUUAUCUCUUUUGGAAGAUUAAUGCUCACGCUGAGCAUCUUCUUUCACUUCUCUUAAGAAGUUUUAUACCAGCUUUAUUUAGCUGAUUUUUACAGCCUUAGUAUUUUGCAAGAUCAAUAGAUACUCAGGAAUCUUCUCUCACUUUUUACAAAAAGUCUUAAAUUAUAUCUCUCACUCUCUUAGACAAAUUUUGCUAUAAACUACCGCCGAGAACAAUACUAAAAGUGAUUAAAAAUCACAUAUUUAAAUUAUAAUAAAAUAGUGUACUAUAUAUAUAUUUUUUUAACUUCAAAAACCAUUGCCUAUGCUCUAAGUCAUUUCAUGGAAAACUGAUUUAAAUUGUUGCUCAAAAACUUCAAUACGUGAAGCUCACUGAUCUUCAUUGUAGCAUAUUUUUAGUGCUAGUCUUAAAAAUGUUUAACCAUUUGAUAAAAUUCACAAUGAUUUUUGCCUUUUUCAACUUCUUAUUAAUAAUUUUUAAUUGUUUAAAGCUUUAUCGUUCAUUCCAAAUUAACGCUUUUGAGCUUUUACGCUUCCUUGUCGAUUCAUUGCCACAAAAUAUAUUCUCAGAUUAUAUCAUAUUAUUAGGUACGUAUGCUUUUACUUAUUUAGAUAUAAAUGAUCCAAGUUGGAAAUAGUCUUCCAAGAAAUGGCUCGAAAUUUUCGGUUUAACAAAAAUCUGCAAGCUUAAAAGGAAUUUUAUUUUUACAAAUACACAAUUAUUCCACACAAAAAACUAUAAACCUAUAUACUCAUGCACAGUUAUUGUAAUUUCUAAAAGCUUCACAAAAAAGCUUAAGAUCGAAAAGCACAAAGCACAUUAAUACUCCAAGCAAUAAAAAAAGUGAAGCUUUUAACCAUUUCCUAUUGCCUUUUAGAUAUCUAAGUCAUUACUGAGUUUUAUUAAUACUUUCAAAAAUAAAUUGCCUUUAAGAAGUGUAAUUUUGCUCUAAGUAAGCUUUUACUUGAUUGUUUAUUUUUAAUAUAAGAAAGUCUGGCUGUGCGAGAACUUUGCAAUAUUUUUUUUUUUAAUUUUCAGCUUAUUUGUAUAUGAAAAAAUUCGUGGUUUUGAAAAAGCCUUUUAAAAUCAUUUCUAAUAUUUAAAUUACUGGCAGCUUUUCAAGUUUUUUUUUUUCAAAACAAUUAAAUUAUUAUUAUUAAUUUCUUUUCUUCUUUCAAAUGUUUUCAUCAUUUAAAACGGAGAGUUCAGCAUACGAAAAAACUAUACAAAAUAUUUACAAAAAAUUAUUAGGGAAUUUAAUUGAAGUUUUACAUUUUGAAAACAAAGUAUAUUGCAAUGAAAUUAUAAAAAGUAAAAAAAGACAAAUUAUAUACUAAAAUAGAUUUUAAAGUUAAAAACUGUAGCGUAACGUUAGAAUUUUGAAGUUUUGAAAGUUUGACGUUUUUUGCGCAAAAAUAUUGAUAAUAUAAAAUGACCGUUAAAACGGUAUACUACGAGUACUUAUACAUUAACACAUAUUUACCAAAAUUUACGACGUUUAUAAUAUUUUUAAACAUUUAGAGAAAAUAGUGGACUUUUAAAUAACAGUUCUAAUGACAAGUUCAGAAAAAAAUAUUAAAAAAUAAAAAAUAAAAAUUUGUAUACAUACAUAUAUUUGAAAAACAUAAUUAUUACAUACGGUAGCAAUGCACGAAUGGGCAAAAAAAUGUUGAAAGUUUUUGUAGAGUGCUGAAAACAAAAUUGCGAAAGGAAAGAAAAUGUAGAAUUACUGAGGAAAAGCUUACAUGGAAGAAAAUUUUAAACAGGCUAAAAAGAAACAAUGAAAGCUAAAUAUUUCUAGCUUUUACUACAGAUUUUACUACAGAUUGACAUAGUUGAAUAUUUGUAUAUUGUUUUCAGAUAAUCGAAAUCAAUGCUUUAAAUUUUGCUUUGCACUAAUUUUUUAUUUCAUAAGAGCUUUUAGAAAUAGUAUACAAUGUUUUCUUAUACAACCGCUUUUAAUAUAGUAGCUUUUGAGCUUUUGGUACUAUAAUGCACACAUAAAGCACAGACACACUACACAAAUAAUGAAAACAAACUAACAACACAGCUGUCAUAAAAACCACUAAGGAAGUCUCAACAGGAGUUUUGUGAUCUGUAGCAUUGUAGAAUAUCUAAGAACAAAGCUUUAGAAAAAGAGCAGCAAAUGGAGCCGUGAGCGAUAAAAGGAGAUAUUUAAAUAACAUAUUGUACCGUGGACAAAAUUUAGUAAUAGUCAAGCCAAAUAAGUUCCAUAAAAACUUUUUCCAAUUGCUUCUAAACAAAAUAGUAGCACUCGUCAGUUAAGAUCACAGGCAAAAGCUCAAAAGCUUCACCUUCUUAACAUGUUUAGUUAAAGGAUUCUCCAAAAGUCAAACGCAAAACAUAAUUACAAAAGCAUAGCACAUAGUUAAUACAUAUGAACCCAAAAAAGUGUGAGUAAAUGCAGAAAGUUUCCUAUAAAUUUCGAAAUAUUUUUUAAUAAUCUUAAAAUAUAGAGCACAGGCCGUAAUUCAAUUACUUUAUGGUAGCGUAAAAACAAAUUGUCAACCGUCCAUAUAUUACAUAAAAGCGUUUGAAUGAAAUAUCUUAAAAGCUUUGGUGGAACUUUUUUAUUUUCAAAUAUGCUUUAGAAAAAAUGCUGUGUCAAGUUAAAUUUAAAGCAAGCAAAUGAGUGGAUAAAAGAAAGAAGAAAAUUGAUAAGCUGGAGAAAUGCAAGCUCAUAUAAGCUUUCAAGCAGAAAGCCGACAUACUUGUAUUAUAAGCUUUAAGGUAUAGAUAUAUGACAGCUCGAAAUUUCGAAAUAGAUAAAUAAUGAAAGCUCACCGUUAAAAGAAAUAGUACGGGUUUUCCGAUAUUUUGGGAUUCUUGCAGGCAAGUAAUUUCGAAAGCGCUCGAAAGUUAAUUAUGAAAGCUUAAAACAAAGGAGACACUUAAGAAAGCUUGAUAAAUGAAAGCUCGAACGUAAAUAUUAAUGUAGAACAGCAUACAAAUAUAAUAAGUAAGCGCUAAGAUAUAGAUAUGUGGAAGCUCGAAAGUUCGAAAUUGAUAAAUAAUGAAGGCUCACAACUAAAAAUGUUUAACGUUGGAAAGUUCACAGGAAAUUUGUGCCAGCACUGUUUUGACGCGGUAUUAGAGAGUUCUAGAGGAAAAGCAAGUUUUUAUAAACACUCGAAAGUUAACUAUGAAUAUGUUUAUAAGAAAGAAAGCAUUUUAACCAUAUAAAAUAUUUGAAGAAAUAUUAGGAAAACAAAUAGUGACGUUAAUAUAGAGUUAGCGAGACUAGAAUGACGAAAUGUAAAAAAAUAUGUUUUGAAAUGUUAGCGGUCAAUAAUGACAAAUAAAAAAUUAACAAUAAAAUAAUAAAAAAUAACAACAAUUUUUGGUUAAAUAGGAAAAGCAGAAAAGUUAGUUGGAAGCGAAAAUUGCAUGCCAUUUACGAUAUGAACAUCAAAAAAAAACUGUUGAAAAAAAAUUGAUAUGGCAACGACAGCAAGCAAAUAUUUAGCGAAAACAUAUACGUAACUACAAUACUAAAGCGUCGAUAAGCGCAUGAACACAAACAUACAUACACACCUACCUACAUACCAUACAUGCAUAAAUAUAACUGACAACAAUUUAGCAACAACAACAACAACUUCAGUUUAUAUGUAUGUCUAAAUAAUUUGCGUUAGAGCGAAUUUUAUUUGAAAAUGAAAAAGCCUAUUUGUAAGUACUUAUCGCUGCUAAUUAAUUGCGUAUGCUUCGUAAUUGUCCGUAACUUGGCAGCAAAUACAAACGCACACGUACACACACAUACACAAAGCCACGUAUACACAGUUAGACACACACACACAAGCAUACAGAAUGUUAAAUACGCGUUGAAACUAUAUAAAUUACAAAAAAUAAAAGCAAGUAUAGUAAAUACAAAAACAAAAACAACAAGAACAUAUAUUAUUGCCAGUUUUUGCAAAUUUUGUGGAUUGUGUACAUAUGAUGAUUACUUAUACUUACUUACAUAAUCUCUAUUUAUUAUGCAUAUUUAUGUAUGUAUAUGUAUGUAUGUGCAAUUAAAUAUUAUCAACUCUUAUUGAUAAUACAAUACUAUUUAAUUAUUGCAAUUCGAUUUCAACUAGCAUUUACAACACACAAAUGUUUGCUAUACCAUAUACGCAAAUAGUUAUUAUUCUAAAUAAUUACAACAACAGACAUACAUACGUACAACAACAAAAUAUUAAACAAUUUGACUAAUAAAUAAUAUAUAUACAGACAUAUAUAUAUAUAUAUAUAUUGAUUACUAUUAUUAUUAUCAUUAUUAAUACGAUGUUUAAUAUGCAAAGUAAAGUAAUAACAUAUAUAGUAAACUAAACAACAACAACAACUAUUAUACAAUUUGAAAACGUCAAAUUUGAUGAAAAUUAAAAGAAAAUGAACUUAUUAUAUUAAAAAUUAUAAACAACAAAAAUGCUUUUUUACUUAAACCAUACUCCCGUACAUGCAUCAAUUAGUUUAGCGUAUAGCAAAAAAAACAACAACAAAAACAAGUCGUAUACCCCAUGUUGCAUAGACAAUUUCCUCCAAUCCUUAAAUUUGCUCGUUUCUGCACAUUUGCGCCCUCCUUAUCCGCUCAUUUGCUUUCAUAAAUUCUAUAUAUUCACAUUGAGCUGUUAAAGCUAAUUGAAAACAUUCAUAUAUGUAGACUUAAAUCUGCCGUUAUUUGCAAUUUCACCUCUGUUUUGCACAUACUUUUUAAGCUUUUUCCCAAACAGAUAUUAUACAUUUCUGCUAAUAUACAUAUAUAUUUUUAUAUUAUUUUGUAAAAUUAUGUUGUUGUAAUGUUUCUUUAAAAAUUUCAAACUUUAAUACUUUUUAAAUAUUUUUUUAAAUUAUGUAUUUUUUAUAUUAU